Messenger RNA from Engraulis encrasicolus (European anchovy), 2396 nucleotides. It is a transcript of the gene btbd3a, whose product is annotated as BTB (POZ) domain containing 3a. Gene Ontology annotation, molecular function: protein binding. Gene Ontology annotation, biological process: cerebral cortex development; dendrite morphogenesis; neurogenesis. The coding region runs from base 525 to 1946 and encodes 473 amino acids. NCBI's taxonomy places the organism in Eukaryota, Metazoa, Chordata, Actinopteri, Clupeiformes, Engraulidae. The record is from RefSeq and is a predicted model, not a curated record. Gene Ontology annotation, cellular component: cytosol. The transcript is spliced from 6 exons.
CAACCUUCCAAAACAAUAGUAGGAGUGUCGGUGUGUUUUGCAGCCCAACCUUUUUUCCCUUUUUUCACACGGCCGUGACGAUACUGAGUGAUGGAAGACGUCAAACUUUUCCUAGACUCUUGUUUCGAAGCAACCAUAUUCUGCUACUGCCUGAAAACUGCCAUUUUUCACUAGCUUCGGAUAUUACCCCGAGACAAUAUUGCAUCGAUACAUGUAUCCAUGGGCUUCCGAGCCCCUUUGUUUUCACAACAAACUACAAAACUAGAACUAGCUUAGCUGUAUUUGGUUAGCUAAUUGCAGACUAGUGGUGGUGGACACAGCGUCCUUUUUUGGGGACAAGCUAGAAUAGUUUUAGGCGACUAGAACUAGACUUCCUGUUGCAUGACAUCCAUUGAUGUAAGUUUUAUGUGAGCGGGGGACGUCGCUUUACGCCCACGGACUAAAUGUGGGUGAUAAACCUUCUUCGGUGACACCACCCCUGUCCCCCCCCCCCCCCCCCCUCACCUCUGGAAGCUUCUAGCAGCAUGGCUGCGGAGCUGUACCCCAACACGGCGAAGAAAGCGACUUCUGUCUCCUCUCAGACUACCUCCUCCUCUUCCUCCUCCUCGUCUGCCGUGCAACAGUACCAGCAGCAGAACAUCAGCAACAACAACACCGUCCAGAGCUGUAACUGGCAAGGGUUGUACCCCACCAUCAGAGAGAGGAACUCUGUCAUGUUCAACAACGAGUUGAUGGCUGAUGUGCACUUUGUGGUGGGACCCCCGGGAGCCACGCAGAGGGUACCAGGACACAAGUAUGUUCUAGCGGUGGGGAGUUCCGUGUUCCACGCCAUGUUCUACGGGGAGCUGGCGGAGGACAAGGAUGAGAUCCGCAUCCCCGAUGUGGAACCCCCCUCCUUCCUCGCCAUGCUGAAGUACAUCUACUGUGACGAGAUCGACCUGUGUGCGGACACGGUGCUGGCCACCCUGUACGCGGCUAAGAAGUACAUCGUGCCGCACCUGGCCCGCGCCUGCGUCUCCUUCCUGGAGACCUCCCUCAGCGCCCGCAACGCCUGCGUGCUGCUCUCCCAGAGCUGUCUCUUCGAGGAGCCUGAGCUCACCCAGCGCUGCUGGGAGGUCAUCGACGCACAGGCUGAGCUGGCUCUCCGCUCCGACGGCUUCUGUGACAUCGACGCUCCAACGCUGGAAAGCAUCCUGCGCCGGGAGACGCUGAACGCCAAGGAGACGGCCGUGUUCGACGCCGCGCUACGCUGGGCCGAGGCCGAGUGCGGCCGCAAAGGAGCUCAGGCCAGUACCGAGAACGUCCGAGAGGCUCUCGGCGAAGCGUUGUACCUCAUCCGAGUUCCGGCCAUGCCGCUGGACGACUUCGCUAACGGUCCGGCGCAGUCGGGAGUCCUGACUCUGGCAGAGACUAAUGAUGUUUUUCUUUGGCACACGGCAGCAAGGAAACCGGCGCUGAGGUUCGUGCAGGAGCCGCGGGCUGGCCUGGCCCCACAACGCUGUCACCGCUUCCAGUCUUGCGCGUAUCGUAGCAACCAGUGGCGCUACCGGGGGCGAUGCGACAGCAUCCAGUUCGCCGUGGACCGUCGCGUCUUCGUGGCCGGGUUCGGCCUCUACGGGUCCAGCUGCGGAUCGGCGGAAUACAGCGCGCGCAUCGAGCUGAAGCGACAAGGUGCGACCCUCGGAGCUAGCGUGGCUAAGUACUUCUCAGACGGUUCCAGCAGCACGUUUCCCGUCUGGUUCGAGCACCCGGUGCAGAUAGAGCCAGACACGUUUCACACGGCCAGCGUGGUUCUGGACGGGAACGAGCUGAGUUAUUUUGGGCAGGAGGGCAUGACCGAGGUGCAGUGCGGCAAGGUCACCUUCCAGUUCCAGUGUUCCUCAGACAGCACUAACGGAACCGGAGUCCAGGGUGGACAGAUUCCGGAACUCAUAUUCUAUGCCUGACCCUGAGGAAUGUUGUUGGGGAAAGAUUCCAGAAUCUGUUUCCCACAACUAAAAAUGGGUGAAAGAGAUUCUUGAACAUGUGGUCUAGAUUUGAGGAGAAAGGUUGGAGGACUAGGUCCCCUCAGACUCCUAUCCUUCACCCAAGGAAUAUGGUAACAGGUUCCAGAACUUGUACUUAAUGCCUGAAGAAGUGGAGUGGGGAGGAGGGAAGGGACAUUCUAGAACUUAGCUUUUAUGCCUGAAGACAAUGUUGAAGGUUGCAAAACAUAUCCUCUACAUUUGAAGAAGGGGUGGGGGAUGGGGGGCAAAUUUGAGAACUUGUACUACCACUUGCCUAAGAGAAGUCGGGGAAAUUGUUGUAUUCUUCAUUUGAGGAAGAACAACAAGCAGAGAGGUGACAAUGAGAAGGAUACACAGAACGAGAUGGAGAGAAGGGUAGGUUAGGGUAGG